AUGUUCCGUCACGGCGCCCGCACCUUCGCAACAAGCGCACAGCGCCUAGCCACCGCCGCCGCCGAGCCGACACAGCACCUGAUCGGAGUGUCCAGGGCGCAAGGGGUGGCCAAAGGCUUGACUGGAGCCAUCGGCAAUACCCCGCUCAUCCGGCUCAACCACCUCUCCAACCAAACCGGCUGCGAAGUCCUAGGCAAAGCCGAGUUCAUGAACCCAGGCGGGUCAGUCAAGGACCGGGCCGCCCUCUACGUAGUCCAAGACGCCGAGGAGCGCGGGCUGCUACGGCCAGGAGGGACAGUAGUGGAGGGGACGGCGGGCAACACGGGGAUCGGGCUGGCGCACGUGUGCCGCAGCAAGGGGUACAAGCUGGUGAUCUACAUGCCGGACACGCAGUCGCAGGGCAAGAUCGACCUGCUGCGGCUGCUCGGGGCCGAGGUGUACCCGGUGCCGGCGGUGGCGUUCGACAACGCGCAGAACUACAACCACCAGGCGCGCCGCCACGCCGAGCGCCUCGACAACGCCGUGUGGACCAACCAGUUCGACAACGUCGCCAACCGCCGCGCCCACAUCGAGACGACGGGCCCGGAGAUCUGGCACCAGACCGCGGGCAAGGUCGACGCCUUCACCUGCUCGACCGGCACCGCCGGCACGCUGGCGGGCAUCACGCGGUACCUGAAGGAGGCGUCGGGCGGGCGGGUCAAGAGCUUUUUGGCGGACCCGCCGGGCAGCGUGCUGCACUCGUACAUCAGCUCGGGCGGCAAGCUGAUCGAGCGCACGGGGUCGAGCAUCACCGAGGGGAUCGGGCAGGGCCGCAUCACGGACAACCUGGCGCCGGACCUGGAGCUGGUGGACGGGUCGCUGCACAUCAGCGACGAGAAGAGCAUCGAGAUGGUGUACCGGUGCCUGGACGAGGAAGGGCUGUACCUGGGUGCUAGCUCCGCGCUCAACGUGGUCGCCGCCAAGGAGGUGGCCGAGAAGCUGGGCAAGGGGCAUACCGUGGUGACGGUGCUGGCCGACGGCGCGUACCGGUAUGCCGACAGGUUGUUCUCGAGGCAGUGGCUCGAGACCAAGAAGCUGCUGUCCGCCAUCCCGGCGCAUCUGCAAAAGUACAUCGUCCUGCCAUAG
This is a messenger RNA of Chaetomium fimeti, 1125 nucleotides long. RefSeq names its product cysteine synthase. Bases 1 to 1125 code for a protein of 374 amino acids. NCBI's taxonomy places the organism in Eukaryota, Fungi, Ascomycota, Sordariomycetes, Sordariales, Chaetomiaceae. Gene Ontology annotation, cellular component: cytoplasm. The transcript has 2 exons. The record is from RefSeq and is a predicted model, not a curated record.